Molecule: messenger RNA, 715 nt
Organism: Diospyros lotus (date-plum)
Lineage: Eukaryota; Viridiplantae; Streptophyta; Magnoliopsida; Ericales; Ebenaceae
Product: glycolipid transfer protein 1-like
Exons: 6
Coding region: 2-613 (203 amino acids)
Biological process (GO): ceramide transport; intermembrane lipid transfer
Cellular component (GO): cytosol; membrane; cytoplasm
Molecular function (GO): ceramide 1-phosphate transfer activity; ceramide 1-phosphate binding
Source: RefSeq, a predicted model, not a curated record
AAUGGAGGGCACUGCGUUUGCUCCUUCUCUGGAGGGAAUGAAGCAUAUCAAAACUGGCCAAGGAGAACUGUUGACGAAGCCUUUCUUGGAUGUUUGUAAACACAUACUGCCUAUUCUAGAUAAAUUUGGGGCUGCUAUGACUGUGGUGAAAUCUGAUAUAGGUGGUAAUAUAUCGAGGUUGGAAUCUAGAUAUUCAUCCAAUACAUCCAGAUUCAACUAUUUGUUCGGUUUUGUACAAGCAGAAGUUGAAACAAAAUCAGCAAAAUCAUCAUCGAGUUGUACGAAUGGUCUUCUUUGGUUGACAAGAGCAAUGGAUUUUUUGGUGGAGCUAUUCCAAAACCUGCAUGACCAUCAAGACUGGACAUUGGCGCAAGCUUGUACUGAUUCCUACGGCAAGACUUUGAAGAAAUGGCAUGGCUGGCUUGCUAACUCAAGUUUCUCUGUUGCUAUUAAGCUUGCUCCAGACAGGAAGAAGUUCAUGGAGGUGAUUGGUGGUGGCAAAGGGGAUAUCCAGGCUGACAUGGAACAAUUCUGCUCGACCUUUUCGCCAAUUCUUCAAGAGAUCCACAAGUUUCUGGCUAGAAUGGGCUUGGAUAACAUGAAAGCUUCAUGAAGCCAGACAUUCCCAAAGAGUAGCUCUUGCUUUUGUUAAGCCUUCAGAUCCCCAGUUAACUUUAUCAUUCUUUCUUGUUACUAAUUAAAUACAGCUCUGUGG